Messenger RNA from Contarinia nasturtii (swede midge), 2232 nucleotides. RefSeq names its product adiponectin receptor protein (gene AdipoR). Gene Ontology annotation, biological process: adiponectin-activated signaling pathway. Gene Ontology annotation, cellular component: plasma membrane. Gene Ontology annotation, molecular function: signaling receptor activity. NCBI's taxonomy places the organism in Eukaryota, Metazoa, Arthropoda, Insecta, Diptera, Cecidomyiidae. The transcript has 10 exons. The record is from RefSeq and is a predicted model, not a curated record. Bases 272 to 1411 code for a protein of 379 amino acids.
AAACAUGAUAAGAUUUGAUGACAGCUGACUUGGCUAGUGUGUUCUGUAUUAGAAUAAAUGUAUUACGUCAAAAGAGAGAGAAGAAAACAUAGAAAGAAAAAACAGAGGAAAUAACACAUUUGUUUGAAUUUCGUGAGUUUGUUUAGAAAUACGUCGUAUUAAAAAUUCAAGCACUUGAACUGUGACCCGUGAAUAAGUUGGCAUUUUUCUUUUGGGCGAAAUAAAAAAAAGCUGCACUAACAAAAACAAAUAAAAGAAAACACAAUCCAAAAUGUCCGAGAUUUUGGAAGAACCAUUGUCAACAUCAGCCGGUGAUCAUGCAAGUACAAGUGAAACAGUGCUUCGUAAACGAAAUCCAUGGAAUUUAGUUUCGGAUAGUAUCGAUCUUCUUGCCGACGUCGAUGAAUUAGACGAUGAGGAAGAGGAAGAUGGUGUUGGUUGCCCAUUACCAUCGACACCCGAAGACAAUCAACUGCUCGAGGCCGAGAUGACUGAAGUUCUUAAAGCCGGUGUACUCUCAGACGAAAUUGAUUUGGGUGCAUUGGCUCAUAACGCUGCCGAACAAGCGGAAGAAUUCGUCCGUAAAGUAUGGGAAGCCUCAUGGAAAGUGUGUCACUAUCGUCAUUUACCAAAAUGGUUGCAAGACAAUAAUUUUUUGCAUCGGAAUCACAGACCGCCACUACCAUCGUUUCGAGCCUGUUUUAAGUCAGUGUUUCGAAUUCACACUGAAACUGGCAACAUUUGGACACAUUUGCUGGGAUGCGUUGCUUUCAUUGGCGUUGCUGCUUAUUUCCUAACGCGACCAUCCAUUGAAAUACAACUACAGGAGAAAAUUGUAUUUGGUGCCUUUUUCCUCGGUGCAAUUAUUUGCUUAGGAUUUUCAUUUGCUUUUCACACUCUUUGCUGUCAUUCGGAAACAGUGGGAAAAUUAUUUUCCAAACUUGAUUAUUGUGGCAUUGCAUUGCUUAUAAUGGGAUCGUUUGUACCAUGGCUCUAUUAUGGAUUCUAUUGUCAUUAUGAGCAUAAGUUGGUUUAUUUGUCGGUGGUAUUGGUGUUAGGAUUUUUAGCAAUCAUUGUAUCGCUUUACGAUAAAUUCGCAGAGCCGGGCUUGAGGCCAGUUCGUGCCGGUGUAUUUGCAAGCUUCGGUCUAUCAGGCAUUAUUCCUGCUAUUCAUUAUGUAUUAAUGGAAGGAUGGUUCAACAAAAUAAGCCGGGCCAGUCUUGGAUGGCUAAUUUUAAUGGGUAAACUUUAUGUAAUAGUCAAUGUCAAUAUUUUCUUAAUAAAAUCAAUUUCGUUUAAGGACUGCUAUACAUUCUUGGGGCCGUUUUCUAUGCUCUGCGUGUACCAGAAAGAUGGUUUCCAGGCAAAUUUGAUCUAUGGUUUCAAUCCCACCAAAUUUUCCAUGUACUAGUUAUUGCGGCUGCAUUUGUACAUUAUCACGGAAUCAGUGAAAUGGCAAUGUAUCGAGUUACCGUUGGCGAAUGUGCAAUACCGCACUCAGCUAUUACAUUCUAGGCAAUUACCAAAUCACUAAAAACAAAUGAACUAUGCUGAUGAUAAACAAAAACAUAAUCAAUUUUAAUAUGUAAAAAAAUGAAAUCCUUUAUUUAUUAAGACGAAUAAGAGGACCUCAACAACUACCACGAAAAAAUAAAAAAUAAAACAAACAGUUAGGAAUAAAUGAAAUGAAUCGGUGAAUGGAAGGGACUUAUUUAACGUUAUUCGAUGGUAAACACAGACAUUUGAGGGAUAUAAUGUUUUUUUAGAUGUAAAUAUUUAAAAUAGCAAAACAAAAGAAGCAACAAAUUUAUAUAAAGAAAUAGGAAUGAUGUGCACCAAUCAAAUCAAUUUAUUCAAAAUGAGCAUGUUGCAUUCAAUUUCUAAGUACCACGAAGAAAAAAAUAUAUAUGUGUGAAUCAAAAUGAGACAGCAAUAAUCACAUGCCUAGUUGUACCAAAUACAUACAUUUCGAACAAUCUACACAGAUAGUAAAAAAAAACUUUUCAACAUGUCAAAAUAAUCUAAAGAUUUGUGUAAAAUUUGUGGGAAACAUUUUUUGCAACGCAGAUAAAAAAAACAAACGAUCCAAACCUAUUUAGAAAACGAAUGUGUGAUGUUUUUAUUAAUUGAAACAGAAAUUAUGUAUCACUGUUCAUUUAUAACCGAAUAUGCUUUGUUUGUAUUUCAUUUGUCCUCUUCUUAAUAAAACAACUUUUGGUGGUUAGCACAUGA